This is a messenger RNA of Dioscorea cayenensis subsp. rotundata (Guinea yam), 1404 nucleotides long. Its product is annotated as ethylene-responsive transcription factor WRI1-like. Gene Ontology annotation, biological process: regulation of DNA-templated transcription. Gene Ontology annotation, molecular function: DNA-binding transcription factor activity; DNA binding. Bases 100 to 1110 code for a protein of 336 amino acids. The record is from RefSeq and is a predicted model, not a curated record. The transcript is spliced from 7 exons. NCBI's taxonomy places the organism in Eukaryota, Viridiplantae, Streptophyta, Magnoliopsida, Dioscoreales, Dioscoreaceae.
AAAGCUAGCAAGCAAACAAGAAGAAAAAGAAGAAAAAUAAAAACAAAAAGAAGAAGAAGAAGAAGUUGAAGAAGUCCAAAUAAAUCAAAGAGAAAACAAAUGAAGGAAUCCCCUCCAUCUUCAUCUUCAUCUUCAUCCACAUCCUCCCUUUCAUUCACUGAUGCUCUUUGCUACCAAAAACCAAAGACCAAGGGAAGCAAGAAGAGUUCCAUCAAUGGUGGCUCUGUGAAGAGGAGCUCUGUUUACAGAGGUGUCACUAGGCAUAGAUGGACAGGGAGGUUUGAAGCUCAUCUCUGGGACAAACACACCUGGAAUCCCAUUCAAAACAAGAAAGGAAGACAAGUUUAUUUAGGAGCUUAUGAAGAUGAAGAGGCAGCUGCUCAUACUUAUGAUCUUGCUGCCCUUAAAUAUUGGGGCACUGAUACCAUCCUUAACUUUCCUGUUGAAACAUACAUGAAGGAGUAUGAAGACAUGCAAAAAAUGAGCAAGGAGGAGUAUUUGGCUUCUCUUAGGCGUAGGAGUAGUGGCUUCUCAAGGGGUGUCUCUAAGUACCGUGGAGUUGCAAGGCACCAUCAAAAUGGGAGGUGGGAGGCUAGGAUUGGCAGGGUUCUAGGCAACAAAUAUCUCUACUUGGGGACUUUCAAUACUCAAGAAGAAGCUGCACAAGCUUAUGACAUUGCUGCCCUGGAAUACCGAGGACUCAAUGCAGUCACCAACUUCGACCUCAGUUACUACAUAACUGAUCUGCAGCCACAACCUUCAAUGCCGCAGCAGCCACUGCCAAUAUGUACACCGUCAUCGAUCCAACUCCCGGAAUUCAAGUUAGAAGAACAGAACCAAAACUCAUCGUCUUUCCAGGAAUCCCUCGGCAUUACCUCUCAACAAGAACACCAACCCUUGCCAUUGUCAGACCAUCCUGUUGUUGAUCACAGUAACACAGAGCUUCUCCCUUGGAACAUUUGCAUGGAGACCUCUCAUGUAUCCAUUGAUCAUUCCAGUGAUUUGAGCUAUUUCUUCGAUGACGCCAUCUUCGAGGGCGAUAUCGAACACUUAUUUGCAGAUAUUGGCAGUGCAGAGACUGAGGAUGGUUCUACUAAGCUUCAUAGCUGAAAUUGUUAUCUUGGUUUGUUUUCAAUGUGGAGAUCUUCUCAGGUGCAGUUUUGUGUGAAAAAAACCAAGGACAUUAUGAGGGUCUGACAAGGCCUAUUGUUUGUGAUCUGCUUGCUUCUUUUGUGAGGUUUUAGGGCAAAAGAAGCUGUAACAGGUUCCCAUAUAGGGAAUGCCCCAUAGCUAUUUUUAGUACCCUAAAAUUUCUUUUAUUCUUUUGGUUAAGAACUCCUGAACAACUAUUAUUCUAUGUAUGUGCAAAACGUUCAGCCUUUUAAUAUUUAGUUCUUAUUUUAA